This is a messenger RNA of Gekko japonicus, 2260 nucleotides long. It is a transcript of the gene BNIP2, whose product is annotated as BCL2/adenovirus E1B 19kDa interacting protein 2. Lineage: Eukaryota; Metazoa; Chordata; Lepidosauria; Squamata; Gekkonidae. Gene Ontology annotation, cellular component: cytoplasm. The record is from RefSeq and is a predicted model, not a curated record. The coding region runs from base 142 to 1146 and encodes 334 amino acids. Gene Ontology annotation, biological process: apoptotic process. The transcript is spliced from 11 exons.
UGUCAGGAAGGGGGUCGUUGAGGCCGGUUGAGAGGCAGGGGUGGGGGGAGAAGGGGGGCAAGUUGAAGGGCCCCCCCCAAACCACCCGGGGAGAGUUCCCUGGCCGACACCUUGAUAAGGAAAGGAGGCGCCCUGGAGCCCAUGGAGUCUUCGUCGUCGUCCAUCGAGGCCAAGCUGAGGAUGGAGGGGGUGGAGCUGAAAGAGGAGUGGCAAGACGAAGACUUCCCACGACCGCUGCCAGAAGACGACCACGUCGACGAUCUGCCGGAUGCAACGGGAGGAGGGGACUGUUCUGGAGCCGGUGACGGCAAAGCGAAGAAGAAGCUCCUGGCCCCGGACAUCAGCCUGACUCUGGAUCGGAGCGAGGCGUCCGUUCUGUCGGACGAGUUGGACGAGAGCGGGGAGAUCGACCUGGAUGACAUGGACACCCCCUCCGAAAACAGUAACGAGUAUGAAUGGGAAGACGAUCUUCCGAAACCCAAAUCGACCGAAGUCAUUAGGGAAGGAGAGCUUCCGGAAUACUCAGCAUCCGAGGAGAAAGAGGAGGAGCGGCGCUGGCGUUUGUUCCGGAUCGGAGAGCAGUCUCACCGGGUGGACAUGAAGGCCAUCGAGCCCUAUAAGAAAGUGAUCCGGCACGGAGGAUAUUACGGCGAUGGAUUAAACGCGAUAGUCGUGUUCGCCGUUUGCUUCAUGCCGGAAAGCAGUCAGCCAAACUACAAAUACUUAAUGGAUAACCUAUUUAAGUUCGUGAUCGGAACACUGGAGUUGCUGGUUGCCGAGAACUACAUGAUCGUUUACCUCAAUGGCGCCACGACGCGGAGGAGGAUGCCCAGCCUGGGCUGGCUCAGGAAAUGCUACCAACAGAUCGACAGGAGGUUGAAGAAAAAUCUGAAAUCCUUAAUCAUAGUUCAUCCCUCCUGGUUUAUCAGGACGCUUCUGGCAAUCACGAAACCUUUUAUUAGCUCGAAAUUCAGCCAAAAAAUCAGAUACGUCUUCACUCUGGCAGAGCUGGCGGAACUGGUCCCCAUAGAAUCCGUGGGCAUACCAGAAUGCAUAAAGCAGUACGACGAAGAAAAACUUAGAAAGAAAGCCAAAAGAAUUGACCAAGAGCUUAACGGAAAGCAGGAACCGAAGACGGAACAGUGAAGAACCCUCGGAGUUGUCGGAGUUGAACCAAGACUGAGAAACGUGCCGACGGAAUGACGUCUUGCCUUUUUUAAAAAAAACACAAACCUGUUGCGGCGGCUGGUUUGCCUCUGGACUUGUGCCCAGCGGUUUUUGACCCGCAGUAUCGGCUUGCCCGUCCAGACGUAUAGCUGCCUUUCUUGUAACUGCCUUAUAAUGCAAGCGUCACGGAGCGCCGUAGGAGGCGCCCACGUUCUAUCUCAAAGGAUGCUUAUUCAGUAAAUAUUUAUAUGCAUAAAUGUUAAAGGAAAGGAAAGAGAGAAUAAUAUAUAUAUAUUUUUACAACUUCUUAAAAGCAAUACAUAACGCCUGCCUACAGGGGUUUUUGCAAGGAGGCCAGAGGCCGACUCUUGACUGCUGUCAUCCACUUGGUAAUAAAAGUGCACAAGGAUGUCUUGGAAAUGGCCAACCGCCUCUCGGUCAACAGAAAACCCCCAUCCGCACCCUCUGCUAGUCAGGGAUAAUCGGCCGGGCAGCAGAAAGGUGAGGCUUCCAUUUUGGAGGUAACCAGCAUUUGUUACACUGCUUUGGUGCAAAUGAUCGGCCCGGGCCCGUUGUCUAGAGGGCUUUCAGUUUUGGCUCUGAAUAGCCGUGCUUAUUUGUGAACAGAGGGGUUCAAAGAACGCCAGCUUGGGUCGCUUUACUCAUUUGAACCGUGGACGUCCGAUGCGCGAGCCAACCUUCAUCACCCAAAGGCCUGUAUCGACCCAACCGAGCCACGUUCUGCGUGAGACAGGCCAGCCGGCCAGCCUGAAGGGCAGAUCCACGCAUCAAUGCAACACAAGGCUGCCGCCGAAAGUGGCAUCCCCGUGCCAUGAGCUUCCUCUCCCCAUAACACUUAGCACAUCUCGCUCCAUGGUCUGCUGAGAUUUCCCCCCCCCCCCGCCCUCCAGGGACACAGGGUGGAGAAAUGCGCCGUGUUGGAGAUAAUGGGGUUGGCUGAGCGUGCCAAUACAGAAGGGUGGAACCUGACACGGAGAUGCCAUUUUUCAGUGGCAGCUCUGUCUCCCCUUCCGUGCCCAGAUGCACUGCCUUUUCUGCCAUUUCGUAGACAGAUCGUGCCUUGUGCUUUUUU